AUGACUCAUUUGCAGGCAGGUCUCUCCCCGGAGACUCUAGAGAAAGCCCGACUAGAGCUGAACGAGAACCCUGACACCUUGCACCAGGACAUCCAAGAGGUGCGGGACAUGGUGAUCACCCGGCCGGACAUCGGCUUCCUCCGCACCGACGAUGCUUUCAUCCUGCGGUUCCUGCGGGCCAGGAAGUUUCAGCACUUCGAGGCGUUUCGCCUCCUUGCCCAGUACUUUGAAUAUCGCCAGCAGAACCUGGACAUGUUCAAGAGCUUCAAGGCCACAGACCCGGGCAUCAAACAAGCACUGAAGGAUGGCUUCCCCGGCGGACUGGCCAACCUGGACCACUACGGCAGGAAGAUCCUCGUCCUUUUUGCUGCCAACUGGGACCAGAGCAGGUACACACUUGUGGAUAUUUUGCGUGCCAUACUUCUUUCUUUAGAAGCCAUGAUAGAAGACCCUGAGCUUCAAGUGAAUGGAUUUGUUUUGAUUAUAGAUUGGAGCAACUUCACCUUCAAGCAGGCCUCCAAACUCACACCAAGCAUGCUUAGAUUAGCCAUAGAAGGCCUCCAGGACAGUUUUCCAGCUCGGUUUGGAGGAAUACAUUUCGUCAAUCAGCCAUGGUAUAUCCAUGCCCUCUACACAGUUAUACGGCCCUUUUUAAAGGAGAAGACACGAAAAAGGAUAUUCCUGCAUGGUAAUAACCUCAACAGCCUGCAUCAACUAAUACACCCUGAGAUCCUGCCUUCAGAGUUUGGAGGAAUGUUGCCCCCUUAUGAUAUGGGGACAUGGGCAAGAACACUGCUUGACCAUGAAUAUGAUGAUGACAGUGAAUGCAAUGCAGACUCCUACAAUGCUCCUGCAAAAGAUUUAGAAAAGGAACUCUCUCCCAAAUCCAUGAAAAGGUCUCAGUCAGUUGUGGAUCCUGGGGUGCUGAAACGCAUGGAUAAGAAUGAGGAAGAAAACAUGCAGCCUUUGCUUUCACUUGACUAA
Colius striatus (speckled mousebird) is the source of this 984-nucleotide messenger RNA. It is a transcript of the gene CLVS2, whose product is annotated as clavesin 2. The transcript has 5 exons. The coding region runs from base 1 to 984 and encodes 327 amino acids. The record is from RefSeq and is a predicted model, not a curated record. Gene Ontology annotation, cellular component: membrane. NCBI's taxonomy places the organism in Eukaryota, Metazoa, Chordata, Aves, Coliiformes, Coliidae. Gene Ontology annotation, molecular function: phosphatidylinositol bisphosphate binding.